CCUCCUCCCUCCGCCGGGCGGGCGGCCGGCUGCUCGGGCAGGGAGGGCGGGAGGCAGAGCGCGGCUGAAAGGUGUUGCUGGAGGGGAAGUUUGGAGAAGGUCGUCGGGUGCCUGGGCGCUCCGGCAGCAUCAUGGCGGAGCAGGGCGAGUCGCCGGUCCACGUCCAGCAGCCCCAGCCGGCACCCGCACCCGCCGCCCCGGCCGCCGGCUGGCCCAUCUGCAGGGACGCCUACGAGCUGCAGGAGGUGAUCGGUAGCGGUGCUACAGCAGUUGUCCAGGCAGCACUCUGCAAACCCAGGCAAGAACGUGUAGCAAUAAAGAGGAUCAACUUAGAAAAAUGCCAAACCAGUAUGGAUGAAUUGCUUAAAGAAAUUCAAGCAAUGAGUCAGUGCAAUCACCCUAAUGUGGUGACCUAUUACACAUCUUUUGUGGUGAAGGAUGAACUGUGGCUGGUUAUGAAGCUAUUAAGUGGGGGUUCAAUGCUUGAUAUAAUAAAGUAUAUUGUCAACAGAGGAGAGCACAAAAAUGGUGUGCUUGAAGAACCCAUAAUAGCAACAAUUCUUAAAGAAGUUUUGGAGGGUUUAGACUAUCUACACAGGAAUGGGCAAAUUCACAGAGAUUUGAAGGCUGGCAACAUUCUGCUGGGUGAGGAUGGCUCUGUACAAAUAGCAGAUUUUGGUGUUAGUGCAUUUUUAGCAACUGGAGGUGAUGUUACUCGUAACAAAGUAAGGAAAACAUUUGUUGGUACUCCCUGUUGGAUGGCCCCUGAAGUAAUGGAGCAGGUGCGAGGUUAUGACUUCAAGGCCGAUAUGUGGAGUUUUGGGAUAACAGCCAUUGAGUUAGCAACAGGAGCAGCACCUUAUCACAAAUACCCUCCUAUGAAAGUGUUAAUGCUAACGCUUCAAAAUGACCCUCCCACUCUAGAGACAGGUGUAGAGGACAAGGAGAUGAUGAAAAAGUAUGGCAAAUCCUUUAGAAAACUUAUCUCUUUAUGCCUUCAAAAAGAUCCUUCCAAAAGGCCCACAGCAGCAGAACUUUUAAAAUGCAAAUUUUUCCAGAAAGCCAAGAAUAGAGAAUACCUCAUUGAAAAGCUUCUCACUAGAACACCUAAUAUAGCACAAAGAGCAAAAAAGGUCAGACGAGUGCCAGGUUCCAGUGGUCACCUCCAUAAAACAGAAGAUGGGGACUGGGAAUGGAGUGAUGAUGAAAUGGAUGAGAAGAGUGAGGAAGGCAAAGCUGCUAUUUCUCAGGAAAAGUCACGAAGACUGAAAGAGGAGGAGAACGCAGAGUCUCAGCCUGCUGUCAGUGAGGAAUACAGUGAAGUUCCAUGUGCAGUGAAUCUUGUCUUAAGAUUAAGGAACUCCAGGAAAGAACUUAAUGACAUACGGUUUGAGUUUACUCCAGGCAGAGACACAGCAGAUGGCGUUUCUCAGGAGCUGUUCUCUGCAGGCCUGGUUGAUGGCCAUGAUGUAGUUAUAGUUGCUGCUAACUUACAGAAGAUAGUAGAUGAUCCAAAGGCCUUGAAAACAUUGACUUUUAAGUUGGCUUUACUGAAGAAUUAAACUGUACAGGUUUAAGUAUUGGACUGUCAGGAUGGAGCUGUCCUUUUGCAAAUAUUAGUAUUUACUCUUUUACUGAAGACUGCUUCAGUUUCUUGUUAAAAAAUUCAGCUGGUUGGUGAACUUACUUGCUGGCUGGACUCAUGAGACAUUUGCUGUGUACAGCAAGUAGUAAAAAGUGGAUUCUAUACAUGUAUAUUAGAUGCUCUUCAUGAGUGAAAAUUGUUUACUCCCAUAAAAAAGCAAAUUUGGCUCCAGUCUGGAAAGUUUUGUUUAAAGAUUUUGGGUAUUUCAAUGUCCAUUUUCCAGUAUUUUUUCUAUAAUUUUAAUAUUGACUACAAGAGUUUGCUAAAAUUAAGGAUGCAAUUGGUUGCGUGCUGACUGAGGCCACAUGAAGUGGUCUAAAACUUUCCUUCAAUCAAGCUGUUUUCUGACUGGGCUGUAUGGAGAAACUUUAUAUCCUGGCUGUCAAAUGCUCCUUUGUAGCAUGAUAUACUAAACAUUUCUGUUUGUACUUGCAGGCCUCUGGCUGUGAUGGCACUGAGAUUCCUGAUGAAGUGAAACUGAUUGGUUUUGCUCAGUUAAGUGUCAGCUGAUGUCUGUCCCUUGACCCCAAGCCGAAUUGUGAGAUUGCGGAAAAGCCAGCUUAGAUGCAAAGGAAAAUUAAUGCACCACACACUGAGUUCUGCUUCAUUAUCUAGCAAUUCACAAAGUCAGAACAAGCAAAGCCCACAGCUAUACCGCUGCUGUUAACGUUCAAAAUGCUCCUAAAUGUCUCUUAGCAGUUGAUUUGGAUUCCCCCAAAGUGAAAAGCCUGUGGAAAUGCUCUCAGGUGGCUGUAUUUAUUGGUUACAAAAAGAACUUUCUAUCGAGCUUACUUCUUUCAUAGACUUUGAAUGAUACUAUUUUACCUGUACUUGUGGUUGAUAAUACAGCCUCUAUUCUGUUACAUUUAGAAAUUAACAUACAUAUAAAAGUUUAGAAAUAUUAGCCAAACUUGAAUUCUAGUUUAAAAAAUGACUGUGAAUUUUAUUUUUCAUAUAUUUAUGCAUUACACAUACUAGUAAUAAGAAAAUUAUUUGACUUGAUUAUGUGCUAUUUGCAGUUAAUCUCCCACUAUUUAAAAAAGUUUCAGGUAUGUCUUUGAAGUAUUUGGUAACUAGGGGUUUUUUGAAGUCAUUUGAUCUGGCAUUAGCAAGCUUUUGUUGGUUGUGUGUCAGAAAACAGUCCACAAACUGAUCCUCAAGGGAGUGGGAGGUGCCUUGCAGAUAUUAAUGUUUUAAGAAUGUGCCUGAGGCUGCUUAUAUAAAUAAUCUCAAUUUUCUAGAAGUACCAUACAUAUGGUACCAUAAAUAUAAAUAUAUAUAGUUAUCUGAGCAAGGAGGGGAUAUACAGUAGCAAAGGUGUUAGAGUGCCUUGACUAUGCUUUAUUGGGGAGUCUAUGAGCUAGAGCUACUGUGAGCUGUUAAGGUAAAACGCUUACUGUGUCCAUCUCUGAUCUGACAGAAACCAGUUUCAUACAAGUGAAUAAAAACUUGAAUAGUGGAGCUGAAGCUUUAUUUGAAGUUCUACUAAAUACCAAGGUGGAGAGAAAAUAAUAGGGCUUUGUGCAAUGAUCAAGUAAAAUUCUGUUACAAAGAAAACACUUCGACCCAAGCAGUCCUCUGCUUAACCUGUGACAUAGAUGUUAUGGAGCUAGGGAACCUUAGAAAGACUUCCACGUUUGGAGACAUGUUUCUCAGAGGUUACACUUUAAACUACUUCCUAGUUAAUCCUAGAUAAGUGGCAGCUCUUUAAUGUACUGAAAAUGGCAAAUAUAUAUUGUUAAGAGAAGUUAUUUAUAAUGCCUUGUCAUAAUCGUUGAGGUGUAGAACUAUUUGCAUACGACUCAAUGUAAUCCCAUCCCAUCCUACUGUUUACAUGAUGAUUACUCCAAGAUGACUGCAAAGAUUUAAAAAAAUUAAAA
This is a messenger RNA of Serinus canaria (Common canary), 3525 nucleotides long. It is a transcript of the gene STK39, whose product is annotated as serine/threonine kinase 39. The transcript is spliced from 17 exons. Gene Ontology annotation, biological process: protein phosphorylation. The record is from RefSeq and is a predicted model, not a curated record. Gene Ontology annotation, molecular function: ATP binding; protein serine/threonine kinase activity. Bases 132 to 1562 code for a protein of 476 amino acids. Lineage: Eukaryota; Metazoa; Chordata; Aves; Passeriformes; Fringillidae.